Messenger RNA from Antechinus flavipes (yellow-footed antechinus), 3347 nucleotides. It is a transcript of the gene ZBTB20, whose product is annotated as zinc finger and BTB domain containing 20. The transcript is spliced from 3 exons. The coding region runs from base 109 to 2121 and encodes 670 amino acids. The record is from RefSeq and is a predicted model, not a curated record. Lineage: Eukaryota; Metazoa; Chordata; Mammalia; Dasyuromorphia; Dasyuridae. Gene Ontology annotation, biological process: regulation of transcription by RNA polymerase II. Gene Ontology annotation, molecular function: DNA-binding transcription factor activity, RNA polymerase II-specific; protein binding; RNA polymerase II cis-regulatory region sequence-specific DNA binding.
UUUGAAGCUGUUCCGUCUCCAGAUUCAGUCCUCAUCCACUCAACACAUUCACUGACAAACUCACACGCUCACACCGGGUCAUCUGAUUGUGACAUCAGUUGCAAGGGGAUGACCGAGCGCAUUCACAGCAUCAACCUUCACAACUUCAGCAAUUCUGUGCUCGAAACCCUCAACGAGCAGCGCAACCGUGGCCACUUCUGUGACGUGACGGUCCGUAUCCACGGGAGCAUGCUGCGUGCCCACCGCUGUGUGCUGGCCGCUGGCAGCCCCUUCUUCCAGGAUAAGCUGUUGCUGGGCUAUAGUGACAUUGAGAUCCCCUCGGUGGUAUCAGUCCAGUCCGUUCAAAAACUCAUUGAUUUCAUGUACAGCGGGGUUCUACGGGUCUCCCAGUCAGAAGCCCUGCAGAUCCUUACCGCCGCCAGCAUCCUCCAGAUCAAGACCGUGAUCGAUGAGUGCACACGGAUUGUUUCACAGAAUGUUGGUGAUGUCUACCCGGUGAUUCAGGACUCUGGCCAGGAGACACCCAGGGGGACCCCUGAGUCAGGCACCUCGGGGCAAAGCAGUGACACAGAGUCUGGCUACAUACAGAGUCAUUCCCAGCACAGUGUAGACAGGAUCUACUCAGCCCUCUAUGCGUGCUCCAUGCAGAAUGGCAGUGGGGAGCGCUCCUUCUACAGUGGAGCUGUGGUUAGCCAUCAUGAGACAGCCCUGGGGUUGCCCAGAGAUCACCACAUGGAAGACCCCAGCUGGAUCACCCGGAUUCACGAACGCUCCCAACAGAUGGAGCGGUACCUUUCCACCACUCCAGAGACUACCCACUGCCGGAAGCAACCACGCCCUGUCCGGAUCCAGACCCUGGUGGGGAACAUCCACAUUAAGCAAGAGAUGGAGGAUGACUAUGACUACUAUGGCCAGCAGAGGGUGCAGAUCCUGGAACGCAACGAGUCAGAGGAGUGCACAGAAGACACAGAUCAGGCAGAAGGCACCGAAAGCGAGCCCAAGGGGGAGAGCUUUGACUCAGGGGUCAGCUCCUCCAUUGGCACAGAACCGGACUCUGUCGAACAGCAGUUUGUAACUGGGAUUGGCCGAGAGGGUCAGCCAGAGCCUUCUCAGACCGAGCCAACUGAUCUCCCCACAGAAGGGGGCCAGCAGCCACCCCAGCCCCAGCAGCACCCAGAUGCCAAUUCCUCUUCCCCAGAGAGGAACAAUGAUGUGGAGAUGGACAGUACCGUGCUCACAGUUAGCAACAGCACUGAGAAAGGAGUCCUGCAGCCUUCAGUCAACACAUCGAUUGCCCAACCAUUGCCAAGUACCCAGCUCUAUCUUCGCCAGACAGAAACCCUCACCAGCAAUCUGAGGAUGCCCCUGACCUUGACCAGCAACACACAGGUCAUUGGCACAGCCGGCAACACUUAUCUGCCGGCCCUCUUCACUACACAGACCGCAGGCAGCGGCCCCAAGCCUUUUCUCUUCAGCCUGCCCCAGCCCUUAGCAGGCCAGCAGACCCAGUUUGUGACAGUGUCCCAGCCUGGCCUGUCAACUUUUACUGCCCAGCUGCCAGCCCCACAGCCCCUGGCCCCAUCUGCAGGCCACAGCACAGCCAGUGGGCAGGGGGAAAAAAAGCCUUAUGAGUGCACUCUCUGCAACAAGACUUUCACCGCCAAACAGAACUACGUUAAGCACAUGUUCGUACACACAGGUGAGAAGCCCCACCAAUGCAGCAUCUGUUGGCGUUCCUUCUCCUUGAAGGAUUAUCUAAUCAAGCACAUGGUGACACACACAGGCGUGAGGGCCUACCAGUGCAGUAUCUGCAACAAGCGCUUCACCCAGAAGAGCUCCCUCAAUGUCCACAUGCGGCUCCACCGAGGGGAGAAAUCCUAUGAGUGCUAUAUCUGCAAGAAGAAGUUCUCCCACAAGACCCUGCUAGAGCGCCACGUGGCCCUGCACAGUGCCAGCAAUGGCACCCCACCCACUGGCACAGGUCCUGGUGCCAGAGCCGGCCCCACCGGGGUGGUGGCCUGCACGGAGGGGACCACUUACGUCUGCUCCGUCUGCCCAGCUAAGUUUGACCAAAUCGAGCACUUCAACGACCACAUGAGGAUGCAUGUGUCUGAUGGAUAAGUAGUAUCUUUCUCUCUUUCUUAUGAACAAAACAAAACAAAACAAAACAAAACAAAAAAAAAAAAGCUAUGGCACUAGAAUUUAAGAAAUGUUUUGGUUUCAUUUUUACUUUUUUUGUUUUUGUUUUUGUUUUUGUUUCGUUUCAUUUUCUACUACAUGAAGAACUGUUUUUUGCCUGCUGGUACAUUACAUUUCCGGAGGCUGGGUGAAUAAUAGUUUUCCCAAUCUCCCUUGGAUGGUGGCCUUAAGGCCCGGUAGUGCUUCAGGAGGUCCACUGGUUGGAUCUCUAGCUACUGGCCUCUAAAUACAACCCUUCUUUACAAAAAAUUUUUUAAAAAAUUAAAAAAAAUUUUUUUUCACUUGUGAAGAGCACUACAAAAAAAAAUAUAUAACAAAAUCUAAAAGGCCUACUGUCUUUAAGUACACCGCUUGCAGUGUUUCAGAGGACAUUUUCAUAAUUCUGGCCGUUUGGACUUCACAGUAUCCAGUUAAAACUGUGGAAUAUCACUUCUGGUUUUGAAACCCCAGAAAAAAGGCCCUGCUGGUUUCCACCCACCACAUUGUCCGCUUUCACAAAAGGGCUGUGAGGGUGGGAAGGGAGUAUGGGUUGGGUGGUGUGGGAAUCUUUGCAGUGUGGGAAAGGCUGAUUACAGGCUCUCCUCCUGGAUUCUACUCCAGUCCACGAUCCUUGGCCCUUCUCUCCAUCCCCCCCUUUCAGCAGAAGCCAGGAAGACUUGGACAGCCAACAAGCAACAGUGGCUAUCGUAUUUAUUCUGUGUGUCUUCUUCGCUGAGCCAGGGCCUCAGCACAAUCAAAAGGGACUUUCAUGAAAAGCAGGAAUACAAAUAAAACAAAGAUAUCAGAGUUUGCACCUAUGGUUCUAGGUACAAGAGAAGGAUUAUUUCCCACAAUCUUUGCAAAAAAAAAAAAAAAAUGUGUCAGGAUAUAUUCUUGUGGAGGAGGAAAAGGAAGUGGAGGGAGGGGGAAUAACAGAAUUCUUAAGACUUUUUUAAUUCAAAAUUUUAUAGAGGGGCAAAAAGUGACGUUUACCAGAUAGAAUGCUGAUUUUUUUUUAAUAUAUUUACAACAGUAUUUGUGUAAAAAAGAAAACAAAAAAAGUGAGAUUGUUAAAAGUAAUUUGGUUUUUUUUUUUCAUUUUGGUUUUGCAUACACUGCCACUAAUCCCUUCUCUUUUAUUUCUCAUUAUAAAUAUAUACCUUUUUUUU